Knipowitschia caucasica is the source of this 990-nucleotide messenger RNA. Lineage: Eukaryota; Metazoa; Chordata; Actinopteri; Gobiiformes; Gobiidae. The record is from the annotation of a GenBank genome assembly.
AUGGGAUUCGAGUUGGACCGAUUCAAAGGCACCGUGGACCCGGAUUUUAAAUGCAACUUGUGCAACAAAGUCCUGGAGGAGCCGCUGACUACCCCGUGUGGUCACGUCUUCUGCUCGGGCUGUGUGCUGCCCUGGGUCGUCCAGCAGAGCAGCUGUCCAGUUAAAUGUCAACGCAUCUCAGCCAAAGAGCUCAACCACGUUUUACCCCUCAAAAACCUUAUUCUAAAGCUGGAGAUCAAAUGUGACAACCACGCGAGGGGCUGCGACGCCGUGGUCAAACUCCAGCACCUGGCAGAGCACACGGAGAUGUGCGAAUUUGCCCCGGUGCCCUGCAGGAACCGGGGCUGUGAGGACGUGCUCAGCCUGCGGGACCUGGGUGCACACAUGCGGGACACCUGUGAGCACAGACCCGCGGGGAUCUGUGACAGCGGCUGUGGAUUAACCCUCACACACAAGGAGCACAGGCUCCAGAGCCACUGCUGCGUGCGAGCCCUGAAGGCGCACAACACCGCUCUGCAGUGCAAGAUCAUCAGCCUGGACCGGGAGUUUAAGAAGGAGACCAUCCAAGCCAACAAGAGGGAGAAGGCUCUGCUUGCACAGCUCUCCGCCGUGCACAGCGAGCUGCAGAUGACAGCACUCAAGUACCAAAAGAAGUUCACGGAGUACAGCGAGAGAAUCGACUCCCUCACCAAAAGUGUGGCUUUCUCCUGCAAGGAGAGCGAGACUAAGAGCGUGGCAGUGGUGCUCCUUCGUGAGGGUGGAACUUUGGGGUUUAACAUCGUAGGAGGAAGGCCGUGCGCGGAAGAACACGACAGCAAUGAGGGUAUCUAUGUUUCCAAGAUAGUGGAGAAUGGUCCAGCGGAUAAAGAGGACGGCCUUCAAAUCCACGACAAAAUCCUUGAGGUUAAAGUGACAAUUCAGCGGGCUCCUCAGGACUCCAGGCCAAACUGGGUCUUCAGUGGGUCAGCCGCUGAUGUGCACAGAGAUUAG